UCUGUGGGGAGGUGCGUAGGGGUGUGCAAGCGUGUGUUUGCACGGCGGUGUGUGUGUGUGGUGUGCAGGUGUUAGCCUGUGUGUGUGUGUGUACAGCUUGCUUGCACAGGUGUGUACGUGUGCGUGUGUCACACCAGCGUGAGCGUGCAUGCAUUUGCACAGCUGCAUGUGUGCACGCACGUGUGUGUGUGCGCAACACCCAACACACCCCAGUAUCUCACCCCCCCCCACCCCAUGCACACGUGUGUGCACCACCCGUGUGCGUGCACGCGCCCUGCCACCCCCGGGCCUGGCCCGUGUCCCAGCACCGCCGCUGAGGAGUGAAGGUGGGGGGGGACCACGCCUGCCCCCGGGACCCUGCUCUGUGCCCCCCUCAGCUGUGAGCUGCCGUGGCCAUAGGGAGCCCUGGCUAUAAGGUGCCGUGACUAUAAGGUGCUGUGGCUUUAAGCUGCGGCGGCUGUAAGCUGCUGCAGCUCGAAGGCGGCGUGGCUAUAAUCUCCAUAAGCUGCCGUGUCUAUAAGCUCCCGGGCUAUAAGGUUCCGGGGCUGCACGGUGCGGGGCUGGACGGUGCGGUGUCUCUAAGGUGCUGUGUGUGGCGGCAGCCAUGUGGGCCACGCUGCUGCUGCUGCUGGCCCUGGGCACGCUGGCGCUGGGGCUGGUGGCCCACCGGCUCUUAGCCCCAGCCGGCAACCCCUUUGCCCGGCCACCCCCGGGGCCACCCCGUCCGCUGGUGACGGACACACGCGCUCGCGACAAGGUCCUCAAACGGGGGUUCAGCGCCCAGCGGGUGCCGGCGCAGCUGGACGCGGUGGUCAUCGGCAGCGGCAUCGGGGGCCUGGCGGCGGCGGGGACCCUGGCCAAGGUGGGCAAGAGGGUGCUGGUGCUGGAGCAGCACGACCAGGCAGGGGGGUGCUGCCACACCUUCCAGGAGCACGGCAUCGAGUUCGACGUGGGCAUCCACUACGUGGGGCAGAUGCACGAGGGCAGCAUGCUGCGUGUGGCGCUGGACCAGCUGACGGACGGGCAGCUCUGCUGGCAGCGCCUGCCCGACCCCUACGACGAGGUGUCCCUGGGUCCCCGGCGCUACCAGCUCCGUGCUGGCAAGGUGGCCUUCGCCACCGCCCUGGAGGAGCAGUUCCCUACCGAGAAGGCAGCCAUCAAGGAGUUCAUGAGGCUCUCCAAGAUGGCCUCCCGACACGUGGCGCUGCUGGCCGUGCUGAAGAUGGUGCCGCGGUGGCUGGCCACCUUCCUGGUCCGCACCAGCCUCAUCUACUGGAUCUCGCCCGUCUUCCGCAUGGCGGCCACCAGCCACAGCGAGGCUGUGGCCCGGCUGACAGGCGACCGUGACCUGCGUGCCCUGCUCAGCUACCUCUUCUACGGCACGGCCCCACAGGACUCCAGCUUCAUGGUGAACGUGCUGAUGGUGCACCACUACCAGCGGGGGGCCUGGUACCCGCGGGGGGGGGCCAGCGAGAUCGCCUUCCACAUCGCGCCCCUCAUCGAGCGCGCGGGGGGGGCCGUGCUGGUGCGCGCCCCCGUCACCCGCAUCCUCGUCUCCUCCGCCGGCACCGCUGUGGGGGUGGUGGUGCAGAAGGGGCCGAGCGAGGAGGAGGUGGAGAUCUUCGCCCCCCUCGUCAUCUCCGACGCCGGCGUCUUCAACACCUUCAGCAAGCUGCUGCCCCCCCAGCUCCGCAGCCACCCAGGCGUCUGCUCCCGCCUGGCCAUGGUGCAUCACGGCAUGGGCUCCUUCCUGGUGUUUGUGGGGCUGCGGGGCAGCGCGGCUGAGCUGGCCCUGCCGGCCACCAACUUCUGGAUCUACCCCCACAACGACCUGGAUGGCAUGAUGACCCACUACGCCUCCCUGAGCCGCGAUGAUGUCCCCGACAACCUGGCCAUGAUGUUCAUCACCUUCCCCGCUGCCAAGGACCCCACCUAUGAGCAGCGGCACCCAGGCCGGUCGUGCAUGACCAUCCUGACCAUGGCGCGGUACGAGUGGUUCGAGGAGUGGGCUGGGACCCGCGCCAAGCACCGUGGCCCCGAUUACCAGCAGUACAAACUGGCCAUCGCCCAGCGGCUGCUGGAGCGGGCACUGCAGCGCUUCCCCCACCUCCGCGACAAGGUGGAGUUCGUGGAGGCGGCGUCGCCGCUCACCAACCAGCACUACCUGGCGGCUCCCCGCGGGGAGAUGUACGGCACCGAGCACGACGUCGCCCGCUUCAGCCCGGCCGUGGUGGCCGCCAUGAGAGCCGACACGCCCGUGAAGAACCUCUACCUGACGGGGCAGGACGUGUUCAGCUGCGGGCUGGCGGGGGCCCUGCACGGGGGGCUGCUGUGUGCCUCCGCCAUCCUGGGCCGCCUGCUCUACCUGGACCUGCUGCUCCUCAAGAAGAAGAUCAAGAGGCGCCGGGGCCGGCAAGCGGCGUGAGCGGACGGGGAUGUCCCCGAGCUGGGGAGCGUGGUGCCCACUCAAU
Molecule: messenger RNA, 2471 nt
Organism: Chroicocephalus ridibundus (black-headed gull)
Lineage: Eukaryota; Metazoa; Chordata; Aves; Charadriiformes; Laridae
Product: all-trans-retinol 13,14-reductase-like
Exons: 11
Coding region: 605-2425 (606 amino acids)
Molecular function (GO): oxidoreductase activity
Source: RefSeq, a predicted model, not a curated record